AUGGCGGCUGUGCUACCGCCGCCGCCCCGCCCGCCACCGCCACCGCCACCGCCACCCGGCGAACGGAGGAGGCGAGGUCUCGCGGGCUCGCCCGCCGCACAGCCGCCCGCGGCCCCCGGCUUCCUCCCAAGACGCGACCCUGCCUCCGCCGCCGCUUCGCCCUCGGGGGCUCGGCCACCGCCGCCGCCCGGGCUGUUUACACCGUUCGGCCCCUCACGCCGCCGCCGCCGCCUUCUCUCCACCCCAGCGCCGCUGCCGACUCGGCCGCCGCCACCUCCUCCGCCGCAGCCUGGUCUCUCUGGAGCAUCUUCCAGCCACCGGACACGGAGAAACAGAGACUCCAACCGCGCCGGCAGGAAACUCCCCCGCAACUGCCGGAGGGGGGGGGAACCAGGCGGUCAGAGCACCAGCGGCUUUUCCGCCAUUGAGCAGCGGCCGCACCGCUCCUUCUGCAACCCCCUCCCCGCACCGCCGCCUUUCUCCGCCCCUCCGCAGGCUCCGCCCACCGCAGCCACCCAUUGGGACUCCGCGCUUGUCGCUACGGCUCACGAUUUGCCGAAAGGCAUGUCAAUCUCCGUUCUCCCGCCCAGUCCGGCCCCCAGGACCCUCGGAGCUUCGCUUUCCCCGCCCACGCGGCCCCGCCUCUGUGACUUUAAUUUCCCAUUGGGCGUCAUUGCCCACCUCUAAUUGGCAAGGUCAACUAUCCAUCAAACACCGCCCCUCAGUGAGGCCCAACCCUUUAUUACCAUUUACUUUAUUCAGCCCCGCCUCCGCUUUGCUCUCCCUCCCGACGUCACCGGCCUGCCCACCCUAGCAGCCAUAGGUAGAGUCCUCCGUCUGUCAAAUUACGCCCACUUGGAGACCGGUUCCCUUAUCUGAUUGGUCCGAAUGGAGGCCUGACCCUCCGGUCAUUGGCUUUCUCUGCUUGUCCGUCACUAGGGUCCGACACUCCGGCUUUUUUUAAAUGAACGCGCAAAAGUAUCCUAAAAGCGAUUGGCUAGUCUUCGGAAGCGGCCAAGCCCCAAGUCUGCGGACCCUGCAGUUCUGUGACCUCUAAGCCUCGCGGAAAACGAACUCCAUAAAAGAACCAACGGGCAGUCCGCUAAUAGGUGGAGGUUGGUCCCACCCGGAGUAGAGAGAGCCGGCUCCUCAUUGGCUAGAAAAGUGCCCCUAGGUUCUCAUUGGAAGAGAUAGACUCUUCUCUUCGGCUUUGAGACUUGAAGGGAGAGCACGGAGAGGGUCGACAAGGGGCCUGGAGAGAGGCGUUGUUUUGUUUCGGCCACGGUGCCCCAUUGUUGGGAUACCUGCAUGACCUGUCUCCAGCAGAGGAGAGUGGGCGGGAAGUUGAGAAGGUUGAAGAGCCACUUGAGAAAAUGGGACAGGACCUGGCCACAGGAAGGCUGAACAUCACAUCACAGGUGACAAAUUCGGGUUCUGAAGUGAAGUGGAUCCGCCGUAAGAUUCCCAGAUCAACGGACAGAGAAGGUGCUAGGCAUAGCUAGAAUAUGAACUGC
Peromyscus leucopus (white-footed mouse) is the source of this 1514-nucleotide messenger RNA. Its product is annotated as formin-like protein 14. Lineage: Eukaryota; Metazoa; Chordata; Mammalia; Rodentia; Cricetidae. Bases 1 to 687 code for a protein of 228 amino acids. The record is from RefSeq and is a predicted model, not a curated record. The transcript is spliced from 4 exons.